Messenger RNA from Dentiscutata heterogama, 398 nucleotides. Lineage: Eukaryota; Fungi; Glomeromycota; Glomeromycetes; Diversisporales; Gigasporaceae. The record is from the annotation of a GenBank genome assembly.
GCGUACUCAAUGCUGAGAAUGAAUUUGUGAUCAUGAUACCAGCAAACACUCCUCUUCCUGCUCGCCGUAUUUUUCAAUUCUCAAAUAUGAUUGAUGAUCAAAAAAAAUUUUAUGCUCCAAUAUGGGAAGGUGACAUUAUAGUUCCUAAGCCUUCUCCACCAACUGAAGAUAAUUUGGAUAAUGAUUCGAAUUUAGAUACUCCUUUACAAGAAAGGCAUCUUAUUUCUCCUGCAAAAAUGUUAGCUGAGCUGGUGUUAACUGAUUUACCUGAAAAAAAGAUGAAUGAACUUAAAGUUGACAUUACUAUAGAAAUAGAUAUUAAUAAAAAAUGUAUUAUUUCAGCAAAAGAACCGAUAUCUAAUAAAUCGGUUGAACUAGAAAUUCAAUUUACACAGUAA